Molecule: messenger RNA, 3812 nt
Organism: Corvus hawaiiensis (hawaiian crow)
Lineage: Eukaryota; Metazoa; Chordata; Aves; Passeriformes; Corvidae
Product: embryonic protein UVS.2-like
Exons: 11
Coding region: 20-1450 (476 amino acids)
Biological process (GO): proteolysis
Molecular function (GO): metalloendopeptidase activity; zinc ion binding
Source: RefSeq, a predicted model, not a curated record
UUAUCUUGGAAACUUGAAGAUGAAGUACUUUCUUCUGCCAACUCAUUUAGCAUUUCUCUGUAGCUUUGCACUAAGUAAACCUGUCCAGAUAGCUACAAGAAAGAAUGACUUAGGUAGUGAAAUAGCUGUGUAUGAAGGAGACAUCCUCUUGAGACGAGGGCGACGCAGUGCAAUUAACUGUGAGAGUUGUUUAUGGCCCAAGUCACAAGAUGGACUGGUCAAGGUUCCAGUUAACAUCUCUUCUGAUUUCUCAAUAACAGAGAGGUCUUGGAUUGCUGAUGCUUUGCAAGAGAUCUCCACACUGACCUGUGUGCAAUUUGUAAAUCGCACUACAGAAAAAGACUAUGUGUAUGUUGAACGAGGGCAGAGCUGCUGGUCGUACUUUGGAAAGAUUGGAGGACGUCAAGCAGUGGGCCUGGUGAAAAAUGGUUGCAUGGAUAAAGGAGCAAUUCAGCAUGAAAUGAACCACGCUCUGGGUUUCAUCCAUGAACAGGCACGGAGUGAUCGGGACAGGUUUGUCAAGAUUAUGUGGGAACACAUAGUGGCAGGGGAACAAGGAAACUUUGGGAAAAUGAAUUCCAAAAACCUGGGCCUUCCCUAUGACUACUCUUCAGUGAUGCACUACGGCGCGUAUGAUUUCUCCAGCGCUCCAGGAAAACCAACUAUUGUACCAGUUCCUGACCCCUCUGUACCUAUUGGGCAGAGAGAAGGGCUGAGUAACUUGGAUGUAGCUAAAAUCAACAAGCUCUACAAGUGCAAUUGCUGUAGCUCUGUGUUGCCUAAACCCAAAGGCUCGUUCUCCUCUGUCAAUUACCCAUCCCCAUACCCGAACAACAGCAACUGUCUGUGGUUGAUCCGCAUCCGUCGAAGUAAGAUUUUCCUGCAGUUUGAGGCUUUUGAUCUCCAACACUCCACAGACUGUUCUUCUGACUAUAUAAAAAUUUACAACGGGAACAGCAAGAGCUCCCCUGUCUUGCUGGACAAGUACUGUGGGAAGGGCCCACUGCCCUCCUUAGUGGCAUCUGGAUCGACAGUGCUGGUAGAAUUUGCAAGCGAUGAGAGCAUUACAGCCACAGGAUUCAGAGCCUCCUACAACAGGGUGAAUUGUGGAGCCACUUUCAGAGAUUCAAAGGGAGUCAUCACCUCUCCAAACUACCCCAGUAAAUACCCCAAAAACCGAGCAUGUUUCUGGGUCAUCACUUCUCCAGUCGGAUACAAGAUAUCUCUCAAAAUGUUAUCCUUUGAGCUGGAAUAUAGUGACAGAUGCAUCUAUGACUACUUGCUCAUACAUGAUGGAAGCCGCCCUACAUCACCUGCAGUUGGCCCUUAUUGUGGGACAGAGAAGGUUGCAGACUUUACUUCCACUGGGAACUUUGUGCUGGUUGAAUUCCACACUGAUUUAGUGUGGGAGUUGCCUGGAUUUGCAAUGAGUUAUACAUUUGGUAGGUAAAUACAAUACAGAUGGGGUUUGAAAAACACAGAAUGAGAGUAAGAGUCCAGGUAGCCAUAGGUCAAAGUCAAGAUGCCACCAAUUUCAGAAAAAAAAGUAUAGCCUGAUACCUUUAACAAGCUUGAAGUUUGACCUCUUAGUCUUAGAUCUACAGUGGUGUUAAUUUGCAUGGUGAAUCAAGGACAGAAAUGUUCCUGCCCAUGGGAUGCUUCUGCCUGAGACUGUAUGCUUUUUAUUAUAAUAUUCUCAUUGCUGGUGUUGCAUGGCCAAACACAACAGCAGAGCUGAAACUAUGUAAGCAGAUUUUCAAGAACUUCUAGUGGUAGAAACUGGGUCCAUAAAAAAAUUCAGAACAUGGCUAUGUAGUAACUCUAACCUGUAUUCUAGCAAAUUCUACUACCUAACCUUAAUGUGCAUUCCAGCAUACAUACAGAAAAAUCUUCAGACACAUUUAUUUAUGCUUUGAAGCCAAGAUCACUUAUACAGUUUAUAUAGGCACCAGAGCUUAGCCUGGAAAUAACCACUUGACACGGAACAAGUGGUGUCAUAGUACAGUAUGACAUACAGUACCUCAAAGAUUUGCACUACUCCUCUGCGAGAUGAACCAGGUCAGGGAACAGAUUUAACUAAAGAAACUAAAGUUAAGAGUGGUAGGAACAAGCAGUGAGGAAGAAGGAAUGGAAUGAACCUAUUGCUGCCCCUUUGCUGUGGCCUGAGUCAGGUAUUGAAAUUGUCCAAAAGGUAUUACGACAAUAGUUUUUAAAAAUGAGGCCUGAAAACCUAAUGCAAAGACCAUUGAAUGUGCUCUUUGAGAGCAUUUUAGGUGUGAAGCACCUUGUCUGUAGAGAGAAAUCCUCCUCCUCUAAGGAGAUGGCUGGAGCUGAGAAAGAAAUCACCACUGUAAACACCUAAUGCUUUGCCUUGACUUGAUGUAUUCAGAAUUAAAUGCCAAUGCCAAACUGGGAGAUGCCAAACUUAAGGAAUAAUAAAAGAUUUUGCUAGAAUUAUGCCUUUGUGAAGAAGAGCAUGUAGAAAAUGUCAAUUUGCUUUCCUGGUGCAGCCAAGAAAAUUUUGAAUUAUGAUUACUUUGUAGUGGCAGGGGGAAGGGGCUUAAGGAUCUGUAAUGUUUUGGUUUUUAAGCACUGGUUAAUUUUCACCCACAGAAGAAUGAUAAUUGAUAAGUUGUGGACAUCAGGGUUUAGAGCUUGCUUGCAUUGUGGUGGGAAAGUGCAUGCACAGCAGGCAACAAAUAUUUGUAUUUCUUACAAGCUCCCAUCUUCUGGCUAUAAAAAGUAUUCCCUCAUUUAAUUUGGUUCACUAUUUAGAUUGGCACAUUUUUGGAGAAUGUAACAAUUUCAUCAGCAUGACAGAAAAUUAAACUCUACUUCUAUUUUUAACCUCGACUUCAGACUGUAAAAAUGCUAAUUCUUCUCCUUGAGCCUGAGGAUUUUCAUGGAGGUGCAAAAGUAACAACCCUGUGAUAACUCUCAUUGUAUAACAAAGUCAAAUGGGUCCCUAUUUUAAACAGGCAGUGCUGGACAGCUUUGUAACUUGAGUAUUACUUUAGAUUCCCCUCCCUUGGUCUGAUGUGGAGCUCCACAUAGGUCCAAUGUUUUAGAUGUUCACCCAUAUUUGGUAAAAGAGCAUGAAUAGCACGUUCAAACAGCAAUAUACCAUAUAUAGGAAUAAUGGUCUUGCAAUUUGUCCCUAGAAAUAUGGUUUUAAGUAGGACAUUGCCCAUGUAUAAAUAUUAUAUAUAAAUUGGCUCUUAACACUCAUAUGCUGAGCUACAUGAAUUUAGAGUAACCAGCUAGUAGACACAAGGGACAAUAUAGUCAAAAGUUUGGGAUUCAAAUACCACAAUAGGAGGAUUUUCAGAAGUUCUAAUUAAAGUGCAACACUCAACACACUUUUGAAAUCCAAAAUGUAAGGAUUUAACCUUAAAACACAGAGGUAUCUAACAGUGAUGAAUAUAUGCAUUCCCAUAGCUGUACAUAACUCAUGACACAAACAGGUAUUACCUUAACUGUGUACAAAACCAGAUGUUUUUAAAGAGAAACCCACUUCCACAAGUCUGUGUGUGUGGAAGAAAUAAGAGUGUUUGUGUCCACGUAUUCCUUUCUUACCUGCUUUGAGACUGUCCUGGUUCCUACUUGGGAGGCAAAUCAGAGCCUUUGAGUACUAUGAUUUUGCUGUCUGUAAGGACCAGAACAGAGAUCUGUCAAUUACUGCUGCAGGAGAAAAAACAGCCUGGAAUAAAACAUUACAGAAGCACACAAAAAUGCGCUACUCAUAGGUCUUUUUUUGUGUUUGAUUUAAAACACAUUUCCCUUACAUAAAUAAAUAACUGUGGUUGAGAUGA